Messenger RNA from Dermatophagoides farinae (American house dust mite), 939 nucleotides. RefSeq names its product LITAF domain-containing protein. The record is from RefSeq and is a predicted model, not a curated record. Gene Ontology annotation, molecular function: zinc ion binding. NCBI's taxonomy places the organism in Eukaryota, Metazoa, Arthropoda, Arachnida, Sarcoptiformes, Pyroglyphidae.
CUGAAAUUAAUCUUGAAUGAAACUUCGAACAUAGGCCACGACAGUCACUCAAUGAAUGAAUGAUGAUGAUGAUGAAUAUUUAAUUGAUUGAAUGGAUUUCUAUUGUUUCAAUAAAAAAAAUGAUGUACAUUCAUUCAUGAAACGACGAAUAACCAAUUUUGUGUAACAAAAUUCAUUUAUUCAUUUGUUCUCAUUAAGACGAAAUCAUCAGCUGAAGAGAAUAACUUUUGAUUCAAAUCAAUUUUGACAUUGAAAAAAUUACGAAUAAUUAUGGAUCACAACGAUAACAACAACAAAAUGAAUAAACCAAUCAAUAAAGUGCCUAAAACCAAUUAUUCAACAAUGUUAUUGAAAGAAUUAAAACAUACAAUGACAUUGACACGUGAACCAAUUGAAAUUGAUUGUCCUGAAUGUAAGAAUAAGACGAUGACAAAAACGCAACAGGUUAAUGGUCAAUUGACAUAUCUCAUUUGUGUACUUUGUGCAUUAGGAUGUUGGUGUGGAUUAUUGCCAAUGAUUAUCAAUGAUUUUAAGGAUAUUAAACAUAAUUGUUCAAAUUGUGGAGCGGUCAUUGGUACUCAUUAUCUUCGACUAUGAAUAUUAUAGUGAUGAUAAUUCCUGCUACUAUAAUACGAUAUAUUACGACAAAUUUUUUUUCCAUACGAUGUAUAAUAUGAAUAAAAUCAUCAGAAAAAAAAAAUAUUUACUUUGAAUAAAUGUAAAUUUUAAUGAUAACAUCGCUAUUAUCUCUAUAGAGCAACAACGAAGAGUUUGUGAAUGAUAAUGACAGUGUUCUGAAAAGAUGUUGCUGUAUGUCGAUACUUGAUUGAUAAGAAAAUUUAAGUAAAAAACUAACUAAAUCGCGAUUUGAAAAUGAUAAAAACCAAUGUUCGUAACGAUUUUUUGGCCAUCAUUCAACACUUUUUUGCAAUUCAAAAU